UCGUCUGGCGCUGAGUCAAGGCAAAACGAUUCUUGAACUCAAAAAUCUUCUACCUAGAUCAGGGACUUCACAAGGUGAGCGUUUGGAAUUUUCCAAUGAUAGAUCAAGAGGAAUAAUACUACUUCCCAGGAGUCCGUCUCACACUCGAUGUUUCUGAUUUCUGCCUCUUAAGCCCAAAACAACCCAUCAAACGUUAAUUAUUUUUUAAUUCUGGCAAUAUGAUAGUUUUCCUAGUUUUUCACUUUGUUAUACGGGAUCAAAAAUCAAUUUCUAAAAUUAUUGUGGUUCAUUAAAUAAAUAUAACAAAAUAAAUUAGGUUAAUUUUACAAAUACUUUUAACAGCUGGCAUAGACAAUUCCAUCAAAUACUUUGCCAUUUUGCACCCAUUCUUCUCCAUUCAGUUUCUUUCUUCCAAUUUCUCUCUUUCUCUCUCAUGGCCCACCUCCUCCAGAUCGCCGUCGUCCUCGGCCUCCUCGUCGCCCUCUCCGCCACCAUCGCUUCCGCCCGCCCCUGCCGGACCUUCGUCAUAUCCUCUUACACGUUCGCCCUUCCUUCAUCCGACGAUCCCUCCCUUCCGUCCACCGCUACACUCACCACCUUCACCGAGAUCCGCUCCUUCCGCCCUUUCCCCUCCGAGAUCUUCUUCGACCGCGCCGUCGAGGACUCCUCCGCCGCCGUCGAGAUUGACAGCAGCCCUCGCCUCGCCGCACCCUUCGGAUUCUCCUCCGAAGAAUUCAGCUCCCUCCGUGAUCGCACCAAGGACAUCCUCUCCGUCGUCGUCGCCCUCCUCUUCGGCGUCGGCUGCGGCGCCCUCACCGCCGCCACCAUGUACCUUGUCUGGUCCAUGUUCUCAAGCCGUUACGAGUACCGGUACGAAGAUUACCUCGAUGAUGACGAAGAAGAAGAUAAGAUCGAGAGCCCUAAGAAGUUAGGGUACGUGCAGAUUCCGGCCGUGGAGACGAAUGGUCUGGCGAAGAAUGCGGUAUGAGAGUAUAUAUUUAAAACCUUGUGGUUGAAUUAGGGGUUAUGUGGCCCAUUUGUGGAUUGUUUAUUAUAAUCGCAUUAUAGUGGAGAUUGAUAAGAAGAAAGAAAUUGAUUAUGCUGUGUUUGUAAUUUGUUAAAUUACGUGUUUAAUUCACUGUCUCCGCUUAUGGCUUACGAUUCGCGUACUUAGCACUCAAAUCUGUUCUGUUAUUGUUAUAAAUGUUAAGUGUUAAUUAUGUUUAUAUAUUUGCUAUAUCGGUAAUUAGCAAAUUGUAACUUAUAAUGUCGUUGAUAUAGCAUCAUAUGAAUUAUGAUUAUAAUAUUUGGAUUAUGAGACAUGAUGUGGUUCUAUA
This is a messenger RNA of Arachis stenosperma, 1337 nucleotides long. RefSeq lists its product as uncharacterized. The record is from RefSeq and is a predicted model, not a curated record. Bases 434 to 988 code for a protein of 184 amino acids. The transcript has a single exon. NCBI's taxonomy places the organism in Eukaryota, Viridiplantae, Streptophyta, Magnoliopsida, Fabales, Fabaceae.